AUGAACAACAACAAUCAGUUCUCACGGUUCAAUCUCUUCUUUCGUCUUACCUUCAUCAUUCUCCUUCAUCCUUUAUUUCUGCCAGUGCCGUUACUUCAGGGCGACUUCCGGUGUACUCCUUUGGGUUCUUGCAGACUGCAGCUGCAAGAAUUCAAAGGUACUACCCUACAGUCGCCCUUCAAACAUAGUUUCUCAAGGAUUUUGGAGACUUUGGAUGGCACAGUGACAGCCACUCCUCCCUUUGAGCGCCCUCCUGGCAGUUCCCUAACAGCCACUCCUCCCUUUGAGCGCCCUCCAGUUCCCAACGAUAAUACUUACGAAUUUCGGGACUUUGGAUGGCAGUUAGAGCCACUCCUCCCUUUGAGCGCCCUCCAGUUCCCAACUAUUCUGCUUAUUGGAACUGGGGGUUGCGCAGUGCAUGCCACUUGUCAGUGGCUCCUGCUUCUUGAAAUUGGCGGUAGUGCAGUGCAUGCCACUUUGCAUGCCACUUGUCAGUGGCUCCUGCUUCUUGAAAUUGGCGGUAGCGCAGUGCAUGCCACUUGUCAGUGGCUCCUGCUUCUUGGAAUUGGCGGUAGUGCAGUGCAUGCCACUUCCUGCUCCAACUUUUUAAUGGUGACUGCUGAACCUGCCGGUACUUUUGUGUGGCAAGUGCUCUCUAGUUAA
Molecule: messenger RNA, 663 nt
Organism: Suillus plorans
Lineage: Eukaryota; Fungi; Basidiomycota; Agaricomycetes; Boletales; Suillaceae
Exons: 9
Coding region: 1-663 (220 amino acids)
Source: RefSeq, a predicted model, not a curated record